CACCGAGACAAAGUAAUUGUAAAAAAUGACUCAAGCGCCAAUUUCUACUUCUUAGUCUUGGUUCUUCCUUUUUGGCUCCUUUAAAGCGAUUCACCCACUCAGAAGACAUACCUUCUACUUCUAUGCAAAUCAUGGCCUGCUGGCCAUCCAUAAAGAAGUUCCUCAAUCUCCUUUUCGGACACGAACUAAAAGAUGACGAGCACCGCAACUAUCUCCUCGUGGUGGCCACCCUGAUCGCCGCCGUGACUUUCCAGGCUGGUGUGAACCCCCCUGGCGGGGUUUGGCAGGAUGGGGUCAAGGCGGGGCGUGCCAUCUAUGCCUCGGAUGAGACGGCCUUCUUCGUGUUCCUGUUGUGCAACACGCUCGCCCUAUCCUCAUCGACCCUCCUCAUUCUCUCCCUUACUUGGGGCUUCCCUUUCUUCCUUGAGGUGGUUGUUGCUACGGCCUCGAUGUUGAUGACCUACGGGGCCUCAAUCUUUGCGAUCGCCCCGAGGGACACGAAGACGGUGAAGUUCCGAUACUUGUUGUCCAUUGCGGCGGCUCCAGUCCUCAUGAGGGUUGUCAUUCUGAUAUGCAAGUAUGUCAAGAGCAAAUUGUAAAAAGGGAGCACGUGAGUGGUAAGUUGGGUAGUUAGAAGUCAUAUUUCAACAAUCAUGUAUUUUUAGCUAGCAAGAGAGAGAGAAAGAGAGAGAGAGGAACGUGAUGUUGCAAUUGUGAAAGCCAAAAUUGACUUUGGUUUUGAUGGUAAUGCAGAGUAGAAUAAGCAUGUUUCAUUGGUGAAGCUCUUUCUCUGUAUGGAAACUUCAGAUCUUAUUAGAUUAGACUUAGAGGAUCAUUGCUGAGA
Messenger RNA from Rhodamnia argentea, 844 nucleotides. RefSeq lists its product as uncharacterized. NCBI's taxonomy places the organism in Eukaryota, Viridiplantae, Streptophyta, Magnoliopsida, Myrtales, Myrtaceae. The record is from RefSeq and is a predicted model, not a curated record. The transcript has a single exon. The coding region runs from base 123 to 599 and encodes 158 amino acids.